CUGGUUUAAAGUCAUUUGUAGAUGCGUGCCCUGCCUCUUUGGACGGCCAAGCCUACUUCCUGGUAAAGGCAGCGCCUCGGUGUUGUCGUAGUAAGCAGAAGGGGGCAGCUGAAGUGUAGGUGGAGGCGGUCGUGGACUGUCCGCAGUCUCUUUACUGCAGUUAGUCAGCAGCACACUUUUUUUUUUGGGUAGGGGGGGUUGUUGAUGUUUUUGCUCAUUUGAAGAAAAAAAAAAUGGGAAGCACAGUGAUGGAGUCCAACAAGGACAGCUCAAAGAAAAUGCCAAAGAAGAGGAGAAGUCUGCGGAUUAACAUGCCAGACUUCGGUGCGUUCACUUCCCCACAGCCGGAGACAAGUGGCUCAACUAAAAGUGGUGCUCAGAUGGGAGAGCGUCGCAUCCGUUCAGCCAGUCCCAUCAAAGGUGUUCCUGUGAGAAGCCCCCUGCCCCCGUGUCCCCAGUCUGCCCCGGUGCCAUCGAAGACCGGUUCAGGUUCGCCAAAAACUAUCUUCCCUUAUCCCUCCUAUCAGAACUCACCACCCAAGUCCCCCCGUCGCCUGAGCUUCAGUGGCAUCUUCCGCUCCUCAUCAAACGCCACUCCUCCAAGCAUGAAAAUCUUCUCCAGAACCAGGAAAGCCUCUGGAUACUCCACACCACCAACCACCCCGACACAGGCAGCCAGCCAGCCAGUGUUCACCCAGGAGGCCCAGCAGAGUGGCCCAAGCCCUGAACGCCUGGAGCCCAAUUCUCGCUCCCGAUGUCUCUCCACACCUCCGGACACAGGACAGCGCCUAGGUCUACCCUCUGCUAAACCCCCGAUCCCUUCCUCGAGCCCUGUGCCACCAUACUCUACCUCACAACACGUCUACGGUUUAUUCGAAGGCAUGCUGGAGAAACUUGAACUAGAUGAUGAUGCUGCUGAACCUGAGAGUGAUAUUUACAUGCGCUUUAUGAAAUCCCACAAGUGCUACGACAUUGUCCCUACAAGUUCAAAACUGGUUGUGUUCGACACAGCGCUUCAGGUUAAGAAAGCAUUCUUUGCCUUGGUAGCCAAUGGUGUGCGAGCAGCUCCACUAUGGGACACAGAGAAGCAAAGCUUUGUGGGAAUGCUGACAAUCACUGAUUUCAUCAUCAUACUACACAGAUACUAUAAGUCACCAAUGGUGCAAAUAUAUGAAUUAGAGGAACAUAAACUUGAGACGUGGAGAGAGGUUUACCUUCAAGCAACAUUCAAACCUCUCGUCAACAUAUCACCUGAUGCAAGCCUGUUCGAUGCAGUCUACACCCUCAUCAAAAACAAAAUUCACCGUCUGCCUGUCAUCGACCCAGUCACAGGGAACGCACUUUAUAUUCUCACACACAAGAGGAUCCUCAAGUUCCUCCAGCUCUUUAUGUGUGAAAUGCCAAAGCCAGCUUUCAUGAAGCAGACUCUUGGGGAGUUGGGCAUUGGUACGUAUCAUGACAUCGCUUUCAUCCACCCGGACACGCCCAUCAUCAAAGCACUCAACAUCUUUGUGGAGAGAAGAGUGUCUGCUUUGCCUGUGGUGGAUGAGUCAGGCAAAGUUGUGGAUAUUUACUCCAAGUUCGACGUGAUUAACUUGGCUGCUGAGAAGACGUACAACAACCUGGACAUUACAGUGACCCAGGCUCUGAAACAUCGCUCUCAGUACUUCGAAGGAGUCAUGAAGUGCCAUAAAAUGGACACAAUGGAGACAAUUGUGGACAGAAUAGUCAAAGCUGAAGUGCAUCGGUUGGUGGUGGUGGACGAACGCUCCAGUAUCGAGGGCAUCGUCUCCCUGUCAGACAUCCUCCAGGCUCUGGUGCUCAGCCCAGCAGAUGCCUGUAAGGAGGAGAAUCUGACUGAGUGAGAGGGAGCAAGCAUCAGCUGACCUGGAGACGUGUUGGGAGUAAAUAAAUUGAGAGGUUGAGGUAGGCAGCGUGAGGCUAAUGGGGCCAGUCUGACAAUCCCAGAGACGCCUGCAACUGAUGCACUAUAGAGGCUUGGAAACCAAAGAGCUAGACAGCUGAGUGAAGUGGAGUUCCUGCACUGAGGAUUGGGUUUCUGAAUUUAUCCUUUUCUGUUUGUUUGAACACUGAUCAGAUGAACACACAUACAGUAUACUGUAUAUACAUAUAUACACAGCCACACAAACACAUACACACACACACACACACACACACACACAUACACACUAUGGUCACCUGCCUGGCCAAGUUGACAGGUUCUGAUGAAUUAGGGCUUCAGUGUUUUAGGUUGUGUAGUUAUUAUCAUGCUGCCAUCAUCAGUUGUCUCAUUCAUAGUGCACUGGAUACUGAAUGUCAUCACCUCCAAGAAGGCAAAUCCUUUCCUGAGUGUUUGCUGUAGAAAGGGGACAUUCACAGAUGCAACUUGUAGCAAAACUACACUUCACAUACAAAGUGGUCAUUUUUAAGGCUGUUGUUAGAAAAGUGUUGGCCAGUGCCAAUAUAGAGGGGUUGAUGCCCAGUCUUUAUUUGUGCCUUUAGUUCGCCCUGCCUACACAGCUCAGUUUAAAACUGACAGUAUUUGUGUCCUUGAACUUUUUGUUUUCAAGUGAGUGCAAUUAUUUGGAGGUUUUAAGAAAAAAAGAAUUGUGUGUAAUAUUAAAAUAGGUGGCCAAGUGUACCUUCUACUUCCAAUUCAAAAUAGAUGUAACUUUUUUUUUUGUUGCGUUUUCCAGACCUACAUUUUAAAAUCGUUCUGUUUUGAAUAGAUUUGACUCAAAAAAAAGAAAAAGAAAUCAUGAAUAGAAUCAAAACCAUUAUGGCACAGAAAUACACAAAGGCAAGUGCAACUGUAAGGAUUCAGUCAGCCAAGAACUAUCAGCGGGUACUUUCACUUAUUUUACAUCAGUAGUGAGUCAUCGUGACUUAAUGAUGCAUUUUUGUAAAGGUAUGACAAAACCGAAAAUAUGUCUUUUUAGAUGCUUUUUUUUUUUUACAUUUACUUUCAGUGGUGUCCUAGUUUUGAUGCUUUGUGUAAUUUGACGCUCACAAUCAUGCAAAACAACUUGGUUAUCUCAGCCAUUGCUCGGCAGGACUCAUCUCCACCUUUGACUGUAAAUAGGAUCAUUUUUCGGUAAACAUGUCACAGAAAGCUUUAUUUUUAUGAAUGUGUCAACAUGUUUAAAGAGACUGCAGUUUUAAUGUUAUUUUUGUAAAUAUAUUGUGGCAAUAUGUCCAGUUCAAAGAAACUUUGUAUCAGAUCAACAUGUACUGUAAAUGUGCAAGCAUGAGAAACUACACUUCAGCAGUAUGAAUGUUCUUUGUUUUACUUUUUUCUAUUUUUCUGGCUGCAGAAAAAUAAAUGGACAAUGAAUGUA
Messenger RNA from Scomber japonicus (chub mackerel), 3338 nucleotides. RefSeq names its product 5'-AMP-activated protein kinase subunit gamma-1-like. The record is from RefSeq and is a predicted model, not a curated record. NCBI's taxonomy places the organism in Eukaryota, Metazoa, Chordata, Actinopteri, Scombriformes, Scombridae. Bases 234 to 1865 code for a protein of 543 amino acids. The transcript has 16 exons.